AGUAGUUGCUUCGUUGCCAUCGCCAAUCUCGCUCUCCCUUAUUUUGCAUAGAAAAUAAACAAAAAGCUCUUCGGAUAUUAUGUUUUCACAAUAAAAUCCAACACAUUUGUGCUGGCGCAAGUGUGUGCUGGAAAAACCACUCAAAAAAGAAACCUACAACCAACGUGAAAUAUAAAUUAUUGCGCAUUCCACGGAAGCAACAAUACCAGCAAAGGCAGCAACAACAACAACGAGAACAGCAUAGCAAAAGUUCACUGUUGCUGCGGCCGGAGAGCUGGUGUAGGCGAUGGCCACGGCACCGCGAUCCCUGGACACCAUCUCCCUCUGCUCGACCGUCUCCAGCUGCCCGGAUCGAAAUGGAUUCUAUGGCGGUUUCCAGCGCUCUGACAAGCCCAAGGAGCCGCUGUCCAAGGCACAGAUAAUUGCGCGGGAGAAAAAAUGGCUCUACAUGAUCGACAACUGGUCAAUAUACAUGUCCAAAAAUUACAAAAAGAUCCGAGAUCGGUGCCGCAAGGGUAUACCAAAGUCGGUGCGACCCAAAGCCUGGUUCUAUUUAUCGGGGGCGUAUUUGCUAAAGAAAAAGAACCCCAACGUAUAUCACGAGCUUCUAGAAAAACCCGGAAACCCGACCACUAUUGAAGAAAUCAAAAAGGACAAACAUCGCCAGUUUCCGUUCCACGAAAUGUUUCUCGACGAGCAGAAAGUUGGACAGAUCGAACUCUUUAAUGUGCUAAAGGCCUACUCGAUAUACAAUCCUAAAGUCGGCUUCUGUCAGGCACAGGCGCCGAUAGCUGCUUUCCUAUUGAUGCACUUGCCCGCGGAGGACGCAUUCUGGGUGUUCGUCAGCGUGUGUGAUGUGUACCUGCAGGACUAUUUCAUACCCGGCUUAGAGGUGAUUCAGAACGAUGCAGGAAUUCUGGAGGGACUGCUGAAGAAAACGUGCCCACCAGUAUACCGGCACUUACAAAAGCACAAAGUGGAGCCACUGCUCUACAUGACCGACUGGUUCCUGUGUGCAAUGACGCGCACUCUCCCCUGGGAGACGCUUCUGCGUGUCUGGGAUUGUUUUCUAGCCGAAGGCAUACGAGUGAUUUUUAAGGUGGCCCUGGUCAUUAUUGGAGCUUCGCUAAGCCGACAUAAGGUGAGAAAGACGUGCACUGGCCUUUGCGAGACCCUGGCCGUACUACGGUCCCCUGAAGAGCACAUCGUGGAAGAGGAAUUCAUUAUAAACAACAUGAUGCGACUCAACUUGCGCGUCGAGGACUUCCAGAUCGAGCACACGCGCCAAAAAGCCCGACGAGCCAAACAGAAGGCGCAGCAGGAAGCGGAGACGAGCGGGUCUAGCAACGGACAUCGACGCAACAUGCCAACGCUGUGAGGGAUCGCAACUACUUCUACUACUACAUCAACAAAUUGUUACUAAACACACAAACAACACACACCAUGCAUAGUUGCAUAAGAUUUGUACGUUUAAAGUCGAAUAGGGAGGAGGAGGAGGUCGUGCACAAAAGUGGAAGGGAGACGAGUGACCGCGAACUGGUUCAGUCAGUUGGUCAGUCAAUUACGGAGACAUCAUUCCAUGCAAUCAGUUUGCCUAAUUUUAAGACAAUUCUUUUGUUGAGCACAUUCGGGCUGGACUUGUAUCGGUAUUUGUUUUCGUAUUAUUCAUUUAGUGGCAAUUAUUACAAGCGUGCAAUUUGUUUAUGCUUUUCAAAAGUAUUUAUUACAUAUUUAUUAUUAUUAUCGUGUAACAUUAAAACUUUAGCGUUAGCGUUGAUUUGAAAACCCCGAGAACAUAUCGUAUGAUUAUCAAUCACCACCCCAAGGCAACUGACACAAGGACUGGAGGAUUAUAUAGUUUGAAAUUUUUACUACUUUAUCCAUAUUCACUCUGAGACGAGAAUGUUGAUAUUUACCUACGAUAAUGCGUUACGAACGACUUCUGUUGUGGCCCGAGCCGGAAAAGUUGGAGAUCAGUUUUGUGACUGGUUUUAGGCAAAACUAAUAUUAAACUUUAAUACUAAUAAAAAAAAUAUACCGAAAUAUUAACAAAAAAAAAGUAGUGUUUUUAAAUUUAAAUGUUUUGUAUCCAUCCCAAGAAUACAAUUCAAGUUGUUGGUGAACUAAA
Drosophila eugracilis is the source of this 2128-nucleotide messenger RNA. It is a transcript of the gene wkd, whose product is annotated as TBC1 domain family member whacked. Bases 287 to 1378 code for a protein of 363 amino acids. The record is from RefSeq and is a predicted model, not a curated record. The transcript has 4 exons. Lineage: Eukaryota; Metazoa; Arthropoda; Insecta; Diptera; Drosophilidae.